This is a messenger RNA of Biomphalaria glabrata, 5284 nucleotides long. RefSeq lists its product as uncharacterized. Gene Ontology annotation, molecular function: protein binding. The record is from RefSeq and is a predicted model, not a curated record. Lineage: Eukaryota; Metazoa; Mollusca; Gastropoda; Planorbidae. The coding region runs from base 143 to 1384 and encodes 413 amino acids. The transcript has 3 exons.
CUUCAUUAAAAAAGUCUCGAUAUGCAUUUUUCUUUCCAGGGGGUGUUAACUGUGUAAGUGUAAAUUAAAUGGGUUCUCUAUGACAGUACUUGAUAACAAAUAAAAAUAUGAUGGGUUAGAUGAAUAUCAAGUAUUUGAAAAUAUGGCAGCAGCGAGGAUGUGCCAAUGUAAAGAACUUGUUGAAUCACAUGACCUUGUGGGGCUCAAGAAAGUUAUUGAGGACCCUAACAUCACAUGUUGUCUUUAUCCGUGCCAUUUUCAGCCUGGUCUUCAUAAGCGCAUGAGACAAUAUAUCAUUAAAAACCAAAGUGUUGUCGAACAGGCUUGUAUGCUUGGCUACUUUGACAUAGUAGAACUUUUCUUGAACAAUGGCUGCAGUGCAAAUUUACCAACAAGCCAUGGACGUCUGAUUCAUUCAGUACUCUUGGCCAUAAAAUCUAAUCGUAAACUGGUUGAGAGUGGAGCUGCACAGAGACUUGUCCACCUUUUAUUAACGAUGGACUGUGAUGUCAACGUCAAAAACUACAAUGGGAAAUCCCCUCUGUUGCUAGCUGCCGAGCUUGCUGAUGCUGGGAUCAUGGAAGAGUUGCUGGACCACUGCUUGGAUUGGCAACUGACAGGUGAUGCUCAGUGCUACUGGCAAUCUCCAGUGCACAUGGUGUGCAUGAAUGGCAGUGUGGAGUGUCUCAAUUUGUUACUGUCUCGACUCCAUAUUGCAGAUCUGUAUAUGGGGGACCUAAAGAACUACACACCAAUGUCAUGUUCUCUAUUAGUUCUCAAAAACAAUUUGGUGUUUCAUACUGACGGAAGGGGUGAAGAGUCUUUGCUUAGAGUUCAGUAUAGUCACAUAGCUAUCAUUGAGCUUUUAAUAGAGGCAAGUAGAACUCCAGUUCGACUGCUCAAGCCAGACUACAAUUAUUUCCCCAUAAAUCUGCAAAUAAUACGUCUUGCCCUUGAGAUAGCUAACCAGUAUGAAAUAGAAAGAAAUCAGUAUGCUACAAGGGGUGCAUCUUUUGGUUCCAGUGGUUUUCUUAACUGGCAGGCAAACUAUAUCUCGUCGCCAGAUGAAGAAGAAGAAAGAAAGAUAGUGUCUCCUUAUGCAGAGCUGGUACGCAUGCUGGUUCAUUCUUGUAAUAUAGACUCUGUUCUUCUUAAGGACAUUGUUGCUUUGAGGAGCAAGUAUCCCUUUAUCAAGAGCCUGCUCGAUGAAAUAGAAGAACUUGUGACAAAGAGGUCAUCUCCUGAACACAUACGAUUUUGUUUAAUGGAUGCUGCCCGACAGGUUAUUCGUGUCCUUGCAUCCCAGUGUAACACUCUUGGACAAUUGGAACAGUUGCCACUGCCACGAAAGUUGAUAGACUUUAUUAAAUUUACUGAUUUCUGAUUUUGAACAUGUCAUUACACAUUUGAUAUGCUAAAUUGUUUUGAGCAUAAUUGGAUUGCACACUAUCUGUUUUAAGAUUAGUGUGACAUGGAGAAGGGAAAAAUAGAUAUUAUCAGAAUAAAAAUGAUUUUAAAAAAAUAUGUGCUUCUAUUAGAAAUAAAUUAGUUAAAAUAGUAAUUCGGCAUUUUGAAAAGAAAUCUGCUGGCACACAUUGCAAUAUCAACCAAAAGCAAUAUUUGUCUUUUGAUCUGCAGGUUAUUAUUUCUAACACUCUUUGAAUUUGCUGCAUGAGCAGAUGGUAUAUCAGUUGUUGACCAUUGUGGUCCAAGAUGUUCCUAGUCCAAGGCUUAUUGCACAUUGAAAUAAGUUACCAUUUUUUUGUGGGAAUUAAACCAAAAACUUCACAUUUUUUUUUUUUCAGGAAAAAAAAUUGAAAUUAUAUAAUUUUUGAACCAGAAGAUCAGCCUCUGAUAUUUUAAAAUCUAGUUUCAAAUAUGAGCUAAUGUUUUGAAAGUAACUACUCAGUGGUGCCUAUUGAUCUGUGACUAUGUUAGCCUAACACAGUUUUUGUGUGACAAUCAACUUAUACAAUUCUGUACCAUAUUGUAGCGACACCUUUUUAAAAACAAUGGGGAAGGAAUGAAUUUCUGUUUUUAAUUUUGGCUUCUUCUAUCACACCUAAAUGCAGUGUUGUGUACAAAACAUGUACCGGUAUGCUGUAACUACAUUUUUUACAGAAUCUUUUGCUUUACUUUGAAACCAAUAUUUAAUUCUCAGUUUUGUUAGUAUUUUUUAAAAAUAUUAUAUUUUUAUUUUAAAAUUUCUUUCAGAUGAACACAUCUACAUAUAAGUGUGGUUAAUUUGAUGAAAUAAAAAUUACUUAAGCCUCUUUUUUAAGAGAAAUUAAUAUCUUGAAGUCUCCAACAAAAAACAAAGAAAGCCACUUACUGAAGUUCCCUUUUUCCCUUUUUGCUGCACUGCAUCACAUUUUUUUUUAGUUGCUUAUGUGAAAGAAUUUUCCAGAUGAAUACUUAAACCAUCUUUUGUUCUUAUUUUCAGUAAUAUGUUUAAAAAAUUCAUUUAUUAGUCAAAAGCAAAGUCACUAGGGGGUGGCGUAGCAAGGGUUCAUAAUGCCUGCUCCCUCGGCUCCUUUUGAAACCCUCUAAUAAACAAAGUAAAACUUGUCUCAAAUAAUGCCACACUUAUUGCAAUAGUCAGAAAUUAAAAAAAUCUGUGAAUAUUUGAGAUUGAGUCAUUUAGGAAAAUUGUAAAAAAAUUCAAGUGUUCUACAGGUUCUUGCUCUUAAAGUUGAGAGGUUUCUGAAGAAACUAUGAGAACCAUUGAAGUCUUUUUCACUUCAGUCAAAAUUUGUUUUUGUUAAUGUCACUAGGGGCUUUAUCGAUAUUGAUUUCAGUCUGAGGAUUGAAUAGUUGUGAAGGCCAUGAAAAUACUUAUUUAUGUGCAACAUUAGGAUUACUCUUUGUUUGAAUGAAGUCAAUGAAAGACACCUAUAACAGUCUACUGUAAGACUUGUGAAGCUUGAUUCAGCUAUGAGAUUUCACUUUUUUCAAAAAUAAUCCAGAAAAAUUUAGCUUGUUUUGCUAAUUUACCAGACCUGAUCACUGAAUAAUAUGAUAUUUGUAUUUGUGGUGACAUGCAGGUAGUCGGUACCAAGCUUAUUUCUUUACAUGUUCACUCAAGACUGGAUCGUGUUGGGAUAGUAAUUUCAUCAUCACAAGAGAUUCCCUUGAUUUUUUUUCUUUUGAAUUUUUUUUUUUUUUUUGCAAUGCUUAUGUAAAGACAUGCAGGUAUUAGGUACCUAUCUUUGUUUAUGUUCUCUCAAGACUGGAUCAUUUUUGGUUAGUCACUAUCUCCAAGAGAUUCCCUUGAGUUUUGUCCAUCAAAUUCUUUUUAUAAUGCCUGCAGAGGAAUUUAUUGUAGCUAAUUUUACUUGCUUGAGGUCUGCCAGCAAACAUUUUUAUGCAAACAUUAUUUCUGGUUAACUUAACAGUAUUAUUUUUUUUUUUCAUACAAUAUGAAUCUGAAGAUGCAAAGUUCAUUUCUAGCUGUCAGGAUAGCAUGAUUUUGUGUGCAUGUUGUUAUUUGUCUAAUGUUUGAAUUAUAAAGUGAAAUAGCUUCAACUGUAUUGAUUCUUACCUUCUAAAUAUUGUUUUUGAUAAUAUAGAAUGAUUAGAAAUAAGUUUGAAAUACGUUGGAGUUAUAUAUUUCUUAACAAAUUAGAACUGGGAAGAUUUUUCCAUCCACUUAUUUAUAAAAAAACAACUGCUACCUUAAACUUGUACAUUGUUAUAACUUUUUACAUGACAAGAUACAAAAUUGAAAGAUAAAAAUUCAAAGUCGUAUCUGCUUACUUGUCAAUAGACCCAGGUUCUAUAUGAGAGAAUAGAAUGCAACAAUAAACCCAACUUAGUUGGUAGAGUAGAAAACAACAUUUCAGAUAUUUUAUUGCAAAAAGUGUUUCAUAAAUCAAUUUCCAUUCUCUUUAAAAAGUUUUUUUUUCUCUUCACCUUGACUCACUUCUUAAGUAAAAAACAAAUUUUCUGAAAUGUCCUUGUUUUUUUUUUUUUAAACCAUCUGCCCUGCUAUUCUUCUCUAAACCAUCUGCCCUGCUAUCUUUCUCUAAACCAUCUGCCCUGCUAUCUUUCUCUAAACCAUCUGCCCUGCUAUUCUUCAUUAAACCAUGUGCUCUGCUAUUUUUCUCAAAACCAAGGCAAUGUGUACAAUAGCAUGCUGAGGACAAGUUGUACUAAGAAGAUCAAAUAGAAUCUAGACCUAAGCUAAAAUCUGACCUCUUUACAAAGCUUGUAUCUACUCAGUCUGUCUGUCUGUUACAAUUUUUGAACACACUAUUUCUCACCUAAACAUUCUCGGACCAAGUUGAAACUUUACACUAUUAUUUAUUUUACCUAACAGAAACAUGAAUCCUUAAAAAGGAUUAACCAAUUAGCUAACAGAUUACUGGUAAUUAAUUAUUUUGUUUGAUACCAAAAAAGGGAAAUAAAGUCUUCAUUAUUGACAGUUGUAAAUGUGAAGAUCUUCCUUUUUAUUUAUCUAUUAUGCUUGUUAUUUUUGUUGUUGACUAAACACUAUAGAAGAACUUAUUAAUGUUUGGUCUUACAUGUGACUUUCCUUGACGUCCCAAGCUCCUUAUGGACUCAUUGGUAUGGAUCAUUGGCUAACACGUUGACACAGUCAUGUAAGCCUAGCGUUGUCUUUGUACUUAGAUACCUAAGUUUUGUAAACUUCAUUAUUCAUCGCCUUUGUCUUAUAUUUAUUAAUAUUUGUUUCAUGUGUAAACCAAACAGCUAAACAUCACAUUAUCUGUCUUCUUAAAGGGAGGUGGUGGGAAGGUGUAGAAAUAAAAUCUCCAAACAUUUCUUGUGACGCAACUCUCACACAUGAAAUGUUAAUGUACUUAAAAGAUUGGGAAAGAAGUUUAUUUUUAAAUAACAACUCCUGUACACAUGUCUGCUUGUAGGUAGCUAUAAGAUUAUUAUGAUCAGAGUUUCUGACAUCAAAAGAUUAUGUAAAAGUUGUUCAUUUUAAAGUUAUUCUGUAAAUAAAAACAGAAUAACUUUGUAUAGAAAUCAGAGUGUCAGAACAGAGUUUAUUUACAGUAGCUUUUAAAUGGUGCGGGGACCUUUUACCCACGAUUCUACUACUACUUUUUUUUAUUACUGCCUCCUAUGUGUUGGUAUGUAAGUUAUUGAUUUCAGCCAGUUGGUGUUUGUAAUUACUUUGAUUACCAAAUGGAACACUAGACUGUCUCACAGUGAACCAUUAUGACCAAAGAAGUGCAUGCUUUCAAUGAACAUAUUUAAUGUGAUAUGAAAAGAUGAUGCAUGUAAUUCAAAUACAAAUAAAUCUUAUAUUAUUAUA